CUAUUUAAUAAGGCAGCAAAAUAGUAACGUUGUUAACACAUUACGUAGGCUACUCCAAGUAUUACGCGUUACAUCUUUGGGAAACUAGUUUUCCAGAGAACAAAGUGAAGAAACAAGUUCGUGGUUGCUCAAACGUCAUCUUAUUAAGUCAGCACAGUUCAAUUUUUCAAAACAUGCUCAGAGCAGAGGAUAACCAACCAUCAACACGAAAAGUGCCACCGGCAACAGUUGUCUGCGAAUUCAGCAACCCUGUCUACGAAUCUAGUUUCAAUGCAAAUGAGAGUGAAGAUAAAAGAGAGGAAUAUGAACCAGGAGAAAUUACUUUGCAAAGAGAACCAGAAGAUUAUAAUCCAGUGCGCCCUCUCUGGCAGCGCAUUCUUAUAGCUUGCUGCAUCACAUGUGUUUGGACGCCGGAAGCUGAUUAA
Messenger RNA from Gryllus bimaculatus (two-spotted cricket), 425 nucleotides. Lineage: Eukaryota; Metazoa; Arthropoda; Insecta; Orthoptera; Gryllidae. The record is from the annotation of a GenBank genome assembly.